Messenger RNA from Drosophila sulfurigaster albostrigata, 5051 nucleotides. Its product is annotated as aminopeptidase N. NCBI's taxonomy places the organism in Eukaryota, Metazoa, Arthropoda, Insecta, Diptera, Drosophilidae. Gene Ontology annotation, molecular function: metalloaminopeptidase activity; peptide binding; zinc ion binding. The record is from RefSeq and is a predicted model, not a curated record. Gene Ontology annotation, biological process: proteolysis; peptide catabolic process. Gene Ontology annotation, cellular component: cytoplasm.
CGAAAAAUCAGUCUGUUGUCGCAACUGAAACGCGAAGGUUGUCGGUGUGUUGGUUGUCGAGUCGAGCGCAACGUUGUCUCGUUUUAGCCGCUGGGCGAGAAACAAAAAAAAAUAUAACAACAACAACACAAAUUUAAAAUCGGAAAAGAAAUACAACAAUAAAACAUACAAAUAGUGUUUUAACGUUUUUUGUGUGUUUGUCGACCAAGUCUAAGUACGAAAGUUCCCAAAAAAAAAUAACACAACAAAAUCUUAUUUAUUGUUAUUAUUGUUAUUAGUGUUAUCGCAGUGCGUGUGUGUGUGGGAGAUAUGCUGAUAUGCAACACCGAGUAGUAUUAUAGGAGGCCAAAGCAAAGCAACAAGAACCCAACCCCAACUUCAAGCCAAGUUGCCACAAGCACAUGCAAAUUCAUCAGAAUCGCCAUAGAGAGUAGCUGGCUACGUUCUGCAGAUACAAUAGCUAGAUAAAGUUCUCCAACACAUUUCCGCACUCGGCACAGUGGGACGAAACUGGAGACAUACGCCUGCACAGCACACACAAAAAAGAUGCCCAUCAAGAAAAUAAACAAAAUGCCUUUUGCCCAAUUCCAAUUGCAAUUUCGAUUCUGAUUUCGAUACCAUUCGAAUUCCAUAACCAAAAUAAAGUGCGCGGUGGCAAGAAUAUUUCAAGUGUGUGUUCUCUUCUGUGCAACGGCUGCAACGCGUUGUGCAAUCGCAAAAAUACUUUCUAAUAAAUAGCCAUAGACAGGCCCAGACACAAAAAUAAAUAAGCAUCAUCGAGGUGUCGACUACAUCGCCCAGAUUCCAGAUUCUCCACUUCACUCUCGAGUUCCCCCACUCGAUACUGUUGCAGUCAUCUUAUUUUCUAUUUUCUGGGAGCACGUGUGAACGUAGGUCGUGGCCAAGGUGUUCAAAGACAACUACAACAACCGGAGAAGGAGCCGCAACGAGGUGUACACAUUCGGCACCAUGGAGGGCGGUUACGUAAACGAAGAGGAUUCCGAUGCCAUAAUGGGCGUGGAAAGUCCAGGCGGACAGCUGAAGACGAAGAAUGGCCAGAAAUAUGUGUUCAAUGGUCCGCCAUCGGGCGUUUAUGUGUCAAAGACCUGCUUGAUCAUCUCGGCAUUCAUCAUGUUGGCCGCGUUGAUUUCCUCGGUGCUCAUCACCUACUUCCUGACCGCACAGACUUUGCCCAUUGCAGAGCCACAUCCCAGCGCCCAGGCACAGUCGAAGGAUCAUGCUGAGGAUGCGUUGAGCAAUUCACACGCAAAUUCAACGCCUUUGCUGCACGCCAAGUUCGAAAUCCCCGACUGGCUAAAGGAGAAUCCGGUAACAACUUUGGCACCGCCACCCGAAGUUCCGCCUGUGGUGCUGCUCAACGAGGACAAAUCGUUGGCCACGCCCGUUGGCGAUAUACCGCCCAUCAGCACAGACGAGACACUCAACACCAACGAUGUCAAGUCAAGUGAACGUCUGCUCCAGCUCUACGAAGGCUGGCGUCCAUUGCAUUACAACAUUGUCAUUGAGCCAAAUAUCGUCACAUCCACCAGCAAUGGCAGCCUGAGCAUUGAAAUCGAACGUGAUGCCAAGAUUAGCAGCUGGGAACCCAUUGUGCUCGAUGUCCACAACGUGAGCAUCUCCAAUGUGCGUGUCAUAAGAUCUCCACUAUCGAACGCCAGCGAGGAAAUCGAACUGGACUUUGAAUGCGAUUACGGUGAAGGCAAUGACACAUUUGUUGUCAAACUGGCCAACAAGCUGGCCAACGAGUCGCAAUUGCGUGUGCUGCUCAGCCUAGACUUUGUCAGCCAGGUGACGGACACGCUGCAGGGCAUCUACAAGACCAGCUACGACGAUCCCAGCCAAAAGCAGUCGCAAUGGGUUAUCAGCACACAGUUCUCGCCCAUCGAUGCGCGUCGCGCUUUUCCCUGCUUCGAUCGUCCCGACAUGAAAGCCACCUUCAGUCUGAGCAUCAUUCGUGACAUCAAGGCCUCCAUGGCGCUGUCCAACAUGCCAGUUGCACGCAGCAGCCCCCAUCGUCCUGGCUAUCUGCGCGACGACUUUAUGAUUACGCCCAAAAUGCCCACAUAUCUGCUGGCCUUCAUUGUCUCCAACAUGGUUGAAUCGCACUUUGCCGAUCUCGAUGGUGGACUUGUCCCCCGUGUAGAAAUCUGGACACGUCCCUCGUCGGUGGAUAUGACACACUAUGCCUACAAAAUGGUGCGCAAGUUCUUGCCCUACUACGAGAAUUACUUUGGCAUCAAGAACAAGCUGCCCAAGAUUGAUCUAGUCUCGGUUCCUGACUUUGGCUUUGGUGCCAUGGAGAAUUGGGGUCUGAUUACGUUCCGUGACUCGGCGCUGUUGGUGCCCGAGGAUCAGGAGUUGGCUUCCUCGUCGGAGCACAUGCAAUUUGUGGCUCAGAUUAUUGCACAUGAACUGGCACAUCAAUGGUUUGGCAAUCUGGUGACGCCCAAGUGGUGGGAUGAUCUCUGGCUGAAGGAGGGUUUCGCCUGCUACAUGAGCUACAAGGCGCUGAAUCAAGUGCAUCCCGAGUUCCAGAUCAUGGACACCUUUACGGUGCUUGAGUUCAAAGAGUCCAUGCAACACGAUGCGGCAAACACGUCGCAUGCCAUCUCCUUCGAUGUGAAGACCACCAGCGAUGUCCGUCGCAUCUUCGAUCCCAUCAGCUACUCCAAGGGCACCAUUCUGCUGCGCAUGCUCAACUCCAUUGUGGGCGACGACGCGUUCCGCGGAGCUACACAGGAUCUGCUCAAGGCCUUUGAAUACGGCAACAUGAAUCGCGAUGAUCUCUGGGGUUUCCUAACACGACAUGGCCAUGAGAAGGGCACGCUGCCCGCGGACUUGAAUGCCAAGCAGAUUAUGGACUCGUGGAUAACCCAACCUGGCUACCCCGUGGUGCAUGUGGAACGUUCUGGUUCGGAUUUGGUGCUGCGACAGGAGCGUUAUUUGCUGCCUUCUCGCAAUCCCUUGGAUAAGAGUCGUUGGUUCAUACCCAUCACCUUUGAGACGGAUGAGCUGCACAAGGGUGACGACAUACCCACGCAUUAUAUGACCCAGGACCACGAGCAGGUGCUCAUCAAGGAUGUUUUCACCGGAACGAACAACAACGAUAGCGUUGUCUAUUUGAAUCUGAACAGACAGAGCUACUAUCGCGUCAACUAUGACACGGCUUCGUGGCUGGCGUUGAAGAAGAAUUUCAGCAUGGUGCCCAGAAUUACACGUGCCCAGCUGCUAGACGAUGCACUGCAUCUAUCUCAGGCCGAAUAUCUGCCAUACGAUAUACCUUUGACGUUCCUAAUGGAGUUGUACACGUCCGUGGAUGAUGAGUUGUUGUGGAGUGCCGCCAAGCCAGGUCUCAACUAUCUGAUUUACAAUCUGAAACGCGAACCUGCCUACGAGACCUUUAGGGCGUUUAUGAAGUUUAUUGUGCGUCCCGCCUUCGAUCAUUAUGGUCUUAAUGAGCCCGACAAUGAGUCGCAUUUGCAGCUGAAGCAUCGCGCCCUUGUUGCCAGCCUUGCUUGCAAAUUCAACUACGAUCGCUGCACACAAGUGGCCCACAUGAAGUUCCGCGAUUGGAUGCGUGAUGCCAAAAGGAAUCCCAUUAAGCCAAAUUUGAAAUCUGUCAUCUACUGCACGGCGCUGGCGGAGGGUUCGUAUCAGGAAUGGUACUUUGCCUAUAAGCAAUACAAGCGAACCAACAGCGCAUCGGAAAAGGAAGAGAUUCUCACUUCUCUCGGCUGCACCACAAAGCCCUGGCUACUCUCAAAGUACCUGAAUCUGAUCGUCAACUCGACAUCGGGCAUAAGGAAACAGGAUGGCGCUUUGGCCUUCCGUUCUGUGGCCUCGAAUGCCAUUGGCUAUGAGAUCGCCUUCGACUUUUUGCAGUCGAACAUCAAGGAAAUUUCCGACUUCUAUGGCGAUGGCUUCUCAACAAUAUCAGAGAUGAUCAAAUCCCUCACCAUCUACAUGAACAAGGACUAUCAUAAGCAGCAACUACAAUCUUUGGCAGCUCACAGCCGUAAACUGGGCUUGAAGGCUGUCGAAAUUGCCAUUGAUAUGGCCAUGGAGCAGGUCAAUGAUAACAUUUACUGGCGCAGUCACUCCUACGAAAGUCUAAAGGGAUUCUUAGAGGGCAUUGUUAGCGAGUUCGAGAUCAACAUCUUUUAAGCAUCAAAUUAAGUUAUGAAGCUUUUCAACCAAAAAUGCGACUUUAUUAUUAUUAUUCAACAGCCUCAAUAUAAUUUUAAAAACGAAUUAUUUGCGAAAAGUGAUAUAAACGUGUAAGUUAGCCAACUUAUUAAUUAAGAACCAGGAAACAAAAGAGAAAAGAGAAAAAGCAAAACUAAACCAGACGUAAAAACCUAAUUAUUUUUCUUUUUGCAAGUGUAUUGUAUAUUUAUUUACUUGUAAGUCAGUGCUUCGUUUGCUUCGUGUAUUGUAAUUUAUUUUUGAUUUGUCGUUACGUUCCUAUGUUUGAACCAACUGCUAAAGCUAUAUAAUAAUAUUUUACGUACGAUCAUUUAACUAUAGAUUUCGAGUCGAUCGUCAUUAACUAAAAUAACAACAGUUUCGACACAUCCUCUCAUUCCCUUGCCAAAUUAAAAACAUAAACUAAAAUGUUUUUAGAAUACUUUCGAAAAACUGCUUGGGUAAAAAAUCUAAUCAUUUACGUGUUACAAUUAAAGAUCACUAGGAACUUUACUACUAAGCCAUUUAGCACUAAGUAUACCAAACGAAAUAUAUAUUUUAAACUUGUAUUAAUAUAAAACGUACCCAACAGUUGGAUUGCAACCUCAGAUAGGGAAAAAUGAGUGUCCUUAAAAGCAUGGUUUAAAGUAUUGCAAAUGCAAAACCUAAAUACAUACAUACAUACACACAUAAAUUAUUCGUAAAAAAAAAAACAUUAUUUUAUAAUGCCUAACACUAAAAUAAAAAGAUAAUCGCUUAGUGCACAACCAUGUAAAUAAGUUUUAAAGCCAACUUAAUCUACAACACAAAAAAUAAACGAUGUAAUUACGUACAUUUUAAUUCAA